Messenger RNA from Microstroma glucosiphilum, 476 nucleotides. RefSeq lists its product as hypothetical. NCBI's taxonomy places the organism in Eukaryota, Fungi, Basidiomycota, Exobasidiomycetes, Microstromatales, Microstromataceae. Bases 184 to 435 code for a protein of 83 amino acids. The transcript has a single exon. The record is from RefSeq and is a predicted model, not a curated record.
UUCGCGGUCACUGUUCCCCCUCGACGGGUCUAGAAUGGCCUCUUGGCGGCCGUAAAGGGGUUUUAAGCGGGUAUAGAAAGUGUUUGGGCGGCUGUACAUAUCCUCUCCAUUUGCGGUCGAGCCAAGCUUGUUGCGGUCCAAGGAGAGUCACGCUUGAAAUAGGACUAAGCCGUCCUUAUUCAGAUGCUGAUGGACUCAUUCUGGCAGGAGCGCCAUCCUCUCCUCGCAUGGCAAAUCUGGUGGGUGAUUGGGUCCAUGGCACUGGUCGAUGAGUGGGGUACAGGCAGGCCGUCCGGUAGGUCUGGACUAGUGCUGGCCGCAGUCAAGGCGCGGACUCUCCUCAAGCCAUGUCGGGCAUUCGGGCUGGACUCUCCUUGCCAUCGUCAAGAGGUAGGCCAGCUCUGUAGCGGCCUGAAGAUUACGACUAGCUUCUGAGACUCUUCAAUGACGAACAGUGUCGCCUUCUGGACGUCGCC